Messenger RNA from Aedes albopictus (Asian tiger mosquito), 2655 nucleotides. Its product is annotated as ATP-dependent RNA helicase DDX24. The record is from RefSeq and is a predicted model, not a curated record. NCBI's taxonomy places the organism in Eukaryota, Metazoa, Arthropoda, Insecta, Diptera, Culicidae. Bases 92 to 2569 code for a protein of 825 amino acids. Gene Ontology annotation, cellular component: nucleolus. Gene Ontology annotation, molecular function: nucleic acid binding; ATP binding; RNA helicase activity. The transcript has 5 exons.
AAUCGCUUCGCAGCUCAGCACGUGCAUUCAGUGUUUGUUCCGAAACUAAAAUCAAGAAAUUUAGUGUAAAUUAGGCUAAUUUCGGUGAAAAAUGGUGCAAAAGAGUAGAAAAUUCAAGCAGCGAUACCGGCCGCCAGCUUCUAGUGGACCAAAAACGCUACCGGAAGCCUCCUGGAAGCAUGUGAAACUUAGCGGGCCGGUCAUCUCCGACGAUGGUGGCGAUUUGGCUGGGCUGAUCGGAUUGGAGAUUCUGGAAAACUACGACCGCACGCUGGUGACCAAGGAUAAAAAGAAGAAGUCCAAGAAGGAGGACGCACCGGAAAAAUCCCGUCCGGGUAAAAAAGGCGCAGCAAAGCGAGUCGCUGAGGAUAGCGACGAUGACGAGGAGGACAGUGAGGACGAGCGACCGUCCAAGAAGAAGUCAAAACCAUCGAGGAGGGAAAGGACACCGGAAUCCAUGUCUGAAGGUUCCGAUGAGGAUGAUGAUUCGGGAUUUGAUGAUAGACCGACUAAAAAGCAAAAGAAGCAAGAGAAACGAACGGCCAAACUCGUUGAAAGGUUGGAUGACGAUGAGGGCGAUGAAGAUGACGAGACGAUGGAAGAGGAUCAUGUUCCCGGACGCUUUGUUAUGGUGCAAAAGACCAGUGAAGGUGGGAACGAGCCGGAGAAGAAGAAACGUAAAAAGCGGAAAAAUAAGAAGAAAAAGGGAAAACCAGAAGUGAACGGAAAGGACAAGGAGGAUGAUUAUUCCAGCGCGGAGUAUUUCAAAUGGACCGAACUGGGCGUAUCGGAACCGAUCGUACGAGCUCUGGCGGACAAAGGUUUCCGCACGCCGACCGAGAUCCAAACACUGUCGCUGCCGGUCGCCAUCAUGGGCAAGCGGGAUCUGCUCGGAGCGGCCGAGACCGGAAGUGGUAAAACGUUGGCGUUUGGAAUUCCCCUGCUGGAAGGGAUUAUGAAGCUAAAAGCGACGGAACCGCCUCGGAUGCGGAAAGAUAAAAAAUCCGCCAAGAAGGAGGAAGAGGCAGAACGCGAGGGGCACGAACUGACGCCUCCUCCGGAGGAACUGGAAUACUAUCCGACGCCCGGUGGUGAGGAUUCGUCGGUUCUGCUGGACAGGGAUCUCGAGAAGGACGAACAACCGCAGCUGGAUAAACCUUUGUACGCAUUGAUCCUAACGCCAACUCGGGAGUUGGCUGUGCAGAUCAACGACCAUCUGAAAGCGGUUACCAAGUAUACGGACAUCCAGAUUGCAACCGUUUUCGGAGGUUUGGCAGCCGUCAAGCAGGAAAGGAUGCUGAAAAAGUGCCCGGAAGUGGUGAUUGCCACUCCCGGUCGGCUUUGGGAGUUGAUUCAGGCUGGGAAUCCACAUCUCUGCAAGGUCGAUGAAAUUCGCUUCCUGGUCAUCGACGAAACGGAUCGUAUGCUUGAGCGGGGACAUUUCGACGAACUCAAGCAGCUACUGGAAAUGAUCAACAAUAACGAAGAGGCCACAAAGCUACGGCGCAACUACAUCUUCUCCGCCACGCUUACCAUGGAUCAUGACUUGCCGGAGCACCUGGUGGCCAAAGCCAAGAAGAACAAAAAGGUUCACAUCACGAAGGAAACAAUUGGCCAGAGGUUGAACAACCUGAUUCAAAUCAUCGGCAUGACGAAUCCGAAAGUCGUGGACAUCACGCAGGAGCAUGGAACGGCCCAUACCCUAAUCGAAUCGAGGAUCCUGUGCAAAGCUGAACAUAAGGACUACUACCUGUACUACUUCCUGCAGCGACAUCCGGGUCGAACCUUGGUGUUCUGCAACUCGAUCGACUGCGUCAAACGGCUCGUUUCGCUGUUCGGAUAUCUGAACUGUGAACCGCUCAGCCUUUUCGGAAGCAUGCAACAACGUCAACGGUUGAAGAAUCUGGAACGGUUCACCCAGAAUCCGGCUGCGCUGCUGAUCGCCACGGACGUCGCCGCCCGUGGUCUGGAUAUCCCAAACGUGGACCACGUCAUUCACUACCAGGUGCCCAAAACCACCGAAAACUACGUGCAUCGUUCCGGGCGAACGGCGCGUGCCAGCAAGGAAGGUAUCACGGUGCUGCUGAUAGGAGCCAACGAAGUCGGCGACUACGUCAAGCUGAACCAAUCGCUGGGAAGGACCGAAGAUCUGCCGAUGUAUCCCACGUCGGAGCGGAUGAUGAAGCAGAUCAAGGAACGGGUCAAUCUGGCACGGGACAUCGAGAAGAUGGAUCUGCGCCAGCGGCGGACCAACGACAGCCGAAGCUGGGAGGACAAGGUGGCAAAGGAAUUCCAAACCGAUUCGGACCUGGACAGCGAACAAGAGGAAGAACGCAAGCUGGCCAAAAGCCGCGAGAAACGGCAGAUGAAGGCGAGGAGAUUCGAGCUGAGCCGCCUGCUGGCCACACCCAUCGUGAUGGAUCGAGUCGAAUUGAAGUUCCCUACGUCGGCCGUAUCCGUGAAUCUACCGGCGGAAAAGGAACGCUCCGCAAUCAACCUAGUGAAGCAAGUCGUCGAAGAGAAUAUUCAGCUCAAGAAGCAACGAAACAAAAAGAAAAAGUUAGAAUAAUCAAGAACCUUUUUCAAAUUUAGGUUAAAUGAUGAUCCUAGUAUUAAGUAAUGUAAAUAAAACCUUUAUGAUUCUUCGUUUCAUAA